UCCUCUUGUCUUCCCAGGCGGGCAGGCCCUUCCCUCCGGAGCCGCCGCGCGGGGCGGGGUUGGGCCGUGUUCCCUUGCGAAGCCCCGGGCAGCCGAAGAUAGGCUCUGGGAGCAGCUGCAGCGGUUGCAGGAGUCCCGCAAAUGUGAUGCGGAGUCGGGGCUCGGGCGGCUGCGUUGGUGGCGUCGUCUUUUCCCGCGACUCGGGCGGGACAUGGCGAAUGUCAAAGUUGCUGUGCGGGUCCGGCCUCUCAGCAAAAGAGAGAAUGCAGAGGGAAGAAGUUUAAUUGUAGAAGUUGAAGACAGAGUGGCGAAAGUCAGAAACAUAAAGGUAGACAACAGGUAUGAAAAUCUUUGGGACACAAGGGAGAAAACUGUGGAAUUUGGAUUUGAUUACUGCUAUUGGUCGGUUGAUCCUGAGGAUCCCAAAUAUGCAUCUCAGGAGGUGGUUUUCCAGGACCUUGGUACUUCAGUACUAUCUGGUGCUUUUAAAGGAUACAAUAUUUGCCUUUUUGCAUAUGGACAGACAGGUUCAGGAAAAACAUACACUAUGAUGGGAACACCAACAUCAAUUGGAUUAACACCUCGAAUAUGUGAGGGUCUGUUUUCAAGGGAAGACGACUAUUCAAAACAGUCGGCAUCUUGCAGAGUGGAAGUCAGUUUCCUCGAAAUUUAUAAUGAGCGGGUCCGUGAUUUGUUAAGGCAGUCAGACCAUAAGAAGCCAUAUACACUUCGUGUCCGUGAACAUCCUGUGAUUGGUCCCUAUGUGCAAGGACUAUCUCAGCAUGUUGUUACAGACUACAAACAAGUAGUUGGACUUCUAGAAGAAGGAAUAGCAAAUAGAAUUACAGCAGCUACCCACAUUCAUGAGGCCAGCAGCAGAUCCCAUGCUAUCUUCACUAUCCAGUAUACUCAAGCUAUACUAGAGGACAAUUUGCCCUCUGAAAUUGCAAGCAAGAUCAACUUAGUGGACCUUGCAGGCAGUGAAAGAGCUGAUCCCAGUUACUGUAAAGAUCGGAUCACAGAAGGUGCCAAUAUUAAUAAAUCACUUGUUACACUUGGAAUUGUCAUCUCUACCUUAGCACAAAACUCUCAGAUGUUCAGCAGCUGCCAGAGUAUAAAUAGCAUAGCCAGUGAAGUGGACAGCAACCAUACAGAUAAUCACUGUGGAGCCCAUAGCAACAGCCAUAGGCGUCAAGCUUAUAUUCCCUACCGUGACUCUGUUCUCACUUGGCUUCUGAAGGAUAGUCUGGGCGGCAAUUCAAAGACCAUCAUGAUUGCAACUAUAUCUCCUGCAAGCUCCUGUUACAAUGAGACCAUGAGCACCUUGCGAUAUGCCUCAAAUGCCAAAAACAUUAUUAACAAACCCAGAAUAAAUGAGGAUGCAAAUGUAAAGCUGAUUAGAGAAUUACGAGAAGAAAUAGAUAGAUUGAAGGCUAUGCUGAUGAGCUUUGAACUGAGGAAUUCUAGUCCUUCAUGGAGUGAUGACAGAGAAGGAAAUCUAACAGAACUAGUUCUUCAGAAUGAAGUUAAGAUUGAGCAGCUGACCAAAGACUGGACGGACAAGUGGAUUAAUAGAAAAGCCAUCAUGGAAGAAUACAGUGUGGAUAUUAACAAGAAAAAAGCUGGAUUGGUGAUAGACUCCAGUUUACCUCAUUUAAUGGCCAUGGAUGAUGAUAUCCUUAGUACUGGAGUUGUACUUUAUCAUCUCAGGGAAGGAGCAACCAAAAUUGGAAGAAGUGAUUCAAACCAGGAACAGGAUAUAGUUUUGCAGGGCGAGUGGAUUAAAAGGGAACAUUGUGUUGUGGAGAACCAGCAUGGGAUUGUGACCCUACGGCCUCUUCAGGGAGCACAUUGUAUUGUGAACGGUCAUGAAGUCACAGUUCCAAUCCGUCUGUCACAAGGAGCUUUUAUUAUUUUGGGCCAGACUCACAAAUUUAGGUUUAACCAUCCCACUGAGGCUGCCAUUUUAAGACAAAGACGAUCAAUCAAUGAGACCUGUUCUGUAGUGAGUUGUAAAUCUCUUGAAUGGCUAGAUUUGGAUGGAGGCCUCUCUUCCCUUUCUUACGACUUUUACCCAGCUGAAACAGAAAGUGAGCGGAGACAUGCUGUUUCUGAAGAAUGUCAGCCAAAGUUUAAAAAACAGGAGGUUCUCCAGAGAAGGGAGAUCCAGCAACAACAAUUGUAUGUUGAAGAAUUACAACAGCAGAUCUUGGAUGGUGAGAUUAGAGCUGAGCAAGAACUAGAACAUGAUCAGGCAGUAAUCAAUCAGCAGAUCAGAGAAAAUCAGCAAUGGCUCAUUGAUGAAAAGAAACAUCUGGCUGCCCAGCAACAGCAAGAAUCUGCUGUUCAAACAGAAAUCAAAACAUAUGCAGAAACAGGGGUUCAGAAUAUUUUGGAAUCAGAGACUGGCCCUUCCCAGACCGUAAAGAACAAGAAAAAAUUGGUACAGCAAGAGCUUUUACGAAAAUACUCUUUAAAGAAAGCAGAAAGACAUUUGAGUCGGAAGAAGGUUAAACUGCGUUUGGAAAGGAUUGUGAAGAAGCAAAAAUUGCUAGAGGCCAAGAAAAACCUGGAACAACUAGAAGCUACUUGCUGGAUCAACGAGGAUAAUGUAAAACUUUCACCCUUUCUGAACCAAGAAAUUAUAGCACCCUCUUGGGACUACGCAUGUUCACAGCCAGGAUCAGCUUCAGGCUCCUUAAAGUGCAGACAAAACACUUGUUUAAACAUACAGCCACCACAUUGCAGUUUUUCCCCAGAGAGAGAUUCCUCUCAGUUAUCUACCUCAGAACACAGCUACAAAUUUUCUAAAGUCAAUCCACCAAGGAGAUCAGUGCCUGCAGAAUAUUUUAACAGAACACUUGAAGACCUUAGUAAAAGAGGCAACAUUCACGAUGAGAGAGAUGGCUCCUUCCCAAUCCAAAGGCAGCUAAUAAAAAAUCUGAAAUUUUAUUUGAAAAAUAAAGGAAUAGAGAUAACGAAUAGAAGCAAUACCGAAGUUUUUUCUUAUAUUUGUAAAAAUAACCAAACUAUGGAAAAAUCCAGUAACAGACCAAGGCAAACCAGAUUAAAAGCCCCGGUUUUGAAGUCAUCUGACCAUUUUAAAAGAAAGUAUGAAUCUGAAGCAGUGAAACAGGUGGCUAAAAUAAAGACCCUGGAAAACUCAAACCAGCAUGCAGAGAAGCACUUAGAAAAGAGUGAAGCUCAGGAAGCUGGUAGAAAGAUCAGAAUGGAGAAAAGAAAAAAGCGCCCAAGUUCUCUUCCAGGAAAUUCCAUCAAGGAACUGAAAAAAUCAGCAGUAUGUGGUAAAUCACCAGUACAACAUCUGAGCCAAAAAGGAAAGAACCUGAAAAGUGUUUUAGCAAACAGUCAGUCAGUGGAACAGCAGCAACACUUGAAAACAGCAUCUUCAACAAGAAGCCUUAUCAGCAUAAACAACCAUGCACCACUAUGUUAUGGUGAAAAAAGGUGGCAUAGUGCUGAGGCAUUGAGUGCUGGAAUCUCAAAAACAGCUCCUGGUCUGCUGAGAACCUGGCAAGAAGAUGAAGACGUGGAAUUUUCUGAUACUGACAGUAAUUAUUCUGUGGACUCUCUUUCAUGUGAUAAUGCUAAAGUCCUCACAGAGCCGCUGAAUCUUGAGGAGGAGUCAGCUGAAAUUGACACUGCCAACCUUGAAGACUCUGAAAGUGAUGACAGCCAGAUGUCCCAAGAUUCUCUUGCAGAAAAAGUAAACAAAACUGAAUGCCAAAACAUACAGUAUUUUCCUGAGGUCCAUCAAGAACCUGUUAAAUUUUGCAAAGACAGCAAUUAUCAGCCUCUUUCACUGAUAGGAAACACAUCUCUUUCAAACAGUAAUCUGACUGUGAAUGAGAGAAGUUUUUCUCUGGAUAGUCUAGGUGAUGCAGAUGAAGCAUCAGGAGAAGAUCUUGCAGAAGAAUCAAAAUUUAAAUCAUGUGAUGAAGUGCCUGCUGAGGUUUUCUGGAAAUUGCAAAUUUUAAAAUCAGAGUUUGUAAACAGCAACAAACAUCACAAUCCUGAGAUCAUUAAUGAAACAGCAAAAAUAACUGAUAACUUGACCCAGAAUUCCAGUUCUUUUUACCUGGAUACUAAUGCACAUUCCAGUUUCAGUAAUAUUCAGGAUCAGUCAGUAGAUAUUUGUGAACAAGAAGGCUCACUUGAUGAAAGGUCACACUCUACAGGUGAAAAUGUUCCAGUCUUGCCAGAAGCUUGGUUGUCCUAUGACUCUAAAAUUGGAGAGAGCAGCCCGAUAAUGGCAAUGUGUUCUUCUCAAGAUCAUAGAGAGUUUCAGAUUGCACAGCUACAUUCUGUGUCAAACUGCUGGAUGAAGAAAGAUGAUCUGAGACAGUCAGCUGCUGAAAUGUCAUUUUUCUCCUGCUCUAAAACACCACACCAGCCUUCUUGUGAGCCAAGGAAGAUUGAAAUGCUACUUUCAUCUGGAGAACCAUCAUUAUCUUUACCAGAAACAAGGAAGCAACUUGAGAUUGAAAGUGCAGGAGCUACAUCAUCAUUAUCUCUAUCUAGAUUUCCUACAAAAUAUAGUUACUGUGAAGUUGCAUCUUCUCUUAAGUCUGUUUGUCAGCAACCUGAUGAUUUGUCUGGGGGUGAAUCUACUGAUGUAUCUGCGCAAAUAUCUAGUUGUUUGAAAGAACAUGCUGGGACUGGUAGUUCAUCUCAAGUAUCAGCAAAGCUUGACCUUUCUGCUUCUUCAGUUUAUUCUGAGAUUUCUAAGGAUCAAGAUCUAGAAAACAGCUUCAUUUCCAGGACAGAAACUUCAAGAGAAACAUGUGUUCAUGCUGACUUUGAAGAAUGCCUCUUCAGGACUAUUGAAAAAGCAGAAGCCGAUUCUGAUUCUGAUAGUAGCACAAGAGACUCAAAACUUAUUGAAUUCAGCACCACUGGUAAAUCCUUUGGCACAUUACCAGUUAACUCCCCUGACUUGACUUCACUUGAUUUUUCAACAGAAGAAAAACAUCAAGCCUCUAAAUAUUUGUUUUCAAAUGAGAAAAAAAGUUUAUUUGAUGAUGAAAGUUACUAUCUGUGUGACACACUAAGCAAGCAUGCAGAUUCUGCUACUAAUGUUGGGGAGAAAUACUUUCUAAGAAAUGGUAGAAAUAACUUUGAUGUGAUGCAGAAAACAAGAUGCCAACAGGUGCCUGUGGAAGAAAUUGCUUCAGAAAGUAAAUCGUAUCAAACUAAGUCAACAGCUUUUCUCUGCAGCAAUCAGUCUGCUCUUCCACUACAGACGUCUGAGGCUGACAGUGUUGGUGUACAGGGAAAUAGAGAUGUCUUAACAGAAUCUGCAUUAGAGGUUCCUUCAUUUAGAGAGGCAGAAGAAGAACGGGGACAAAAUAAAGAAUGGCAUUCAGCAAAUAAUCUUGAAUUUCAAACUAAAACCAUACUUUGUGAUUCUCAUUUGGGUUCAGGUGUUGGCUUUUCUGGAAGCAAGUUGAGCCAAAAAAUCUCAUUAGGUUUUGAUGCUGAAAAUAUGGUUAAGAAGAGCAGUGAAGGGAAACAUUAUAACAUGACUUCUUUUUCCUGCAAAGGUACACCUUCACUCACUGGUAGAGACUCAGAGACUGACAAAUCAGUGCAUUCUAAUACGGACAUAAGGGAGAAAAAAGAUUCAUCCAAUUGGCCUUAUGAAACCGAUGAUAAAUUCACUUCACAACCAAACUCAAAUGUUCGUUAUCGUGACUCGGUUAGACUGGGGAAAUGUGAUGAAAAAUCUGUUUCUGAAGAGAAUAAGGGUGAACAUAAAGAAAAGUCAAUAAACUCUGAAGAACUUGCUAAAUUAAUAAAAAGUGUCAAUAAGCUGGAGUGUGACAUUUUAGAAAUGAAACAUAAACAGAAUAAAUGUUUACAGAAUUAUCUUGCAGUUGAAUCGCAAAGUUUAACAGCAGAGGACAGUAGAAAUUCCAGAAGCUGCAGUGUGAUUCAGUCGCCAAGCAACAAUCGUGACAAGUGUUGCAAGAAACUGCCUGAAACAGUAGUAUAUGAAGAAACAGGUAAAGAGGAAAUCUUUUUGAUUGAGAAUAGCAAAGAAGAAACAAAUGUAUCAAAACUAGCAAUGGGGCUUGCUACUAAUAUUUCAGUAACUGCUAUAAGUAACAAUAAAAUUGAAGGAAACACAGAUGAAGAUGAUUGUUCUGUAGGCACAGAAGCAAGCCCUAACAGCACGGUACCAGCUGUAUGUUCCAACUCAUCUAUUUUAAUUAAAAAUACAAUAGACUUACUUGACAGAACUAUGGAAAGCAUCCUGUACUCCGAAUCAACAGUGACUGCAAUAACCACAGAAAGUAGACAAGAAAACGUUUUAAACUGUAAUGAAAAAGAUAAAAAUUAUUCUACCAACAAUGAAACCUCGGUAUUAGAAAGCUUGAUAAUGUACCCUAAAAUGGCUGAAGAAGAAGAAGCUGAUGGGAGCAAAGAACAAAAUGAUACAGCAGAAACUGAGCUGCACACUGAUGGAAAUGUUGCGUUACUGCCAGAUAAUCCAUCUCAUGGUUUUAUGAACUCUGAUGCCGACAACAAUAGAACAAAUCUAGAUAGCACUGAAAGAACAAAAACAGACACCAAUAUUUCUACACUAGAAGAACAAAAUGAUGUGUGUCAAUUACUUGAAGUGUGUCUUGAUGCUAAUGAAACACAUGAAGAGAAAAGAUCAGCAAAUCUUAGGAAGCAUAUAGGUGUUUUGAAUGAAGCAGUGAAAAACGAUAGUAACAAUGGUGAUUCAGAUAAUAGCAGAGCUGUGGCUGGACAGCAUGAGAGUACUGAAGAGUUCAAACACAUCAACAGUGUUGAGACUGCUAAUGUAUCAAGUUCUCUUUCUACAGAUUAUUCUCCUAAUGGUAUUUCAGAACACCAUGAUCUACACUUUGCUGAGAAAAGACUAGUUCACUGCAUACCUGAGGGAAGAGAAAUAAUACAGCCAACAGCCCCAGUACAAUUGGGUGUAACUGAGGUACCAGGCCAGAAUACUGAUGAACAAAACACAUAUACUUGUAAGACAGAAAAUGUUAGGGAACAUUUGGAAGAAAAUAGUGGAAAUCCAGAAGUACUAGAAAAUAGAGAUAGUAGCUGGUCACACAGUGACACCCUGUUAAGUGAAGUAUCAAAAGAAAUGCAAUGCAUACCUCACAGUUUUUCAAGGAAUAAUACUGGUAUUGUUAGUGAUUCAGUACCUGUUAACCAAACAGAUCCAUCAGAAAUAAUAAAUGAAAAGUGUGGGUUGUCUUCUGUGGCCAUUACAAGAUUUUCCCAUCACCCUGCAAGUAGUUCUUUUUUGCCUUCAGUAAAUACAAAUCGAGAAAGUUGGAUGGGUGAUCCUUCUAUAUCAAGCAGUAUUGUAGUGUCAUUGAGUAAUAGUACUACCACUGAAGAAGACCUCCAGUACCGUGAAACACAAAUUGAUUGUAGCAUGCAGGCUGGAAUGCGGUGUCCCACUAAUGACAGAGAAUUAAGUGAUCCAAUUUUUGAUACCGUCAUGCAAAAUAAAUUUUCUCCAGAUCAGCUGCAGCAAAAUCAUGAGGAGAAGAUAGAUCCAGUAUUCAGUAGAUCUUUUAACUACAGUGCAUCUGAGCAAAUUCAUAUUAAGGAUGAAAAAUGUUCAAAACCGUAUGUUGCAGAAUAUGACGAAUCGCUAGCUUUUUCUCCUGUCAAUGUCAUGCAAAGGAAAGCAAAAUCUUUCAACAGUACAGAUUAUGAUUUGGGAAAGGCUCAUGGAGAAUAUGACAGAAGAGAACAUAAAAACUCAGAAAAAUGUUUAAAUUCAUUCAACAUACAUCAGAAAGAAUAUGCUAUAUCAUUCUCACCACCAGCAGCUUUGUUAUCAGAGACUUCUUCCCAAGAGUAUCUUAAUAGCAUUGUUACUCAGAAAGAGUUAAAUUCUUUUGUGCAAUGUAAUCAGACAAAUAAAUGUCCAGAUACUGAAUACAUUGAGACAGAAUACAAAACAAACAGUGGAACAUUUACUAAAGAGUUGGGAUGCCAGAAAGAAACUACUGAUAUCCUUAUACAUAAACCUUUUGAUGAUCUCAGUGUAGGGCAUUCAGUUGAUUCUGGGGCAAUGCCUGAGGAUGGAGUAAAUGUUUUAGGACAUGCUGCUGAAGCUCUUUGGGAAAAUUUUCAUCGUGAUGAAGACAUUGCUUCCAGGUGUAACAUAAAUUCUUACAGCUCCGAAUCUUCUGUUGCUUACUUGAACAGUUCAGCUCUGCAUCCAAAAUUUUUAUUAGAAUGCAAAGUAGACAAGUGUACAGAUUUUGAUAAAAGUGAAUAUUUGAACUAUGAAGGAGCUGAUGUUAUCGUAUCAACAGCAGAGGGCAAUUUUACCAGUCUGCAUAACCUAGAAAAGUAUGUGUCGUCACAAUCUGAGAAAGCUAUAAACAGGAUAGAAAUCUGUUUCCAAGAAGGAAAUGUGCUUAUUAACCAAGGUUUAAAACAAACAAGCUGUGAUGAAGCAACACCACCUCCUUUAUGCCAUACAGAAAGUUUUUCCACUUGUACUGUAUUUAAAAAUGCAGGUAACUGUGACCCCCCAGAAUCACCACCUUCAGUGUAUAAGCCUAUUGCUGACUCGCAGCAGGAGAUAUUUUUGGCUUCUCCUUUGUCGGCAUCAAUUCAGGUACAAGAAAAUCCAUCCAUCUGUCACCAGGGUUUCCCAAAUAUUUCUUCCUCAUCUUUCGAAACUUCUCCUAUUUCUACCACGAGUCACAGCAAAAAUGAAAGUCAUGCUGCUUUAUAUGCUUCUACCUCAAGCUGUUCAGUCUUGGCUACUAGCCAGGUGCAGGAAAGUAACGGUGGUGAUUCUGAGAUGCAUAAGCAGCAAUUGUGUGCAUCAGAAACAAGUUCACUUUCUUUUGCAAAAGAAAAUAGAUAUUUCCCGCUCUCUGAAACAGAGUCUAAUUCUCAUUUAGAUUGCAGUGGCACAGAUAUGUGUACAUCUGAGAUCUAUCACAAGCCAAACACUUGUCCAGAACCCAGAGAUACAGGUCCCCUGCAAAGGGGUGGUUCUGAAGACUUUGGUAAAAUUUUGUUUUCCACUUCGAAUUCAGGACUUGAUUUACAAGGAGAUGAAAGUACAACACAACUGAGUGGCAAGGUUGCUAUAGUAGGUAUCCCUACUGCAAACAGAGAUGAUAAUCAUACAAUUACAUGUGAAGUGAUGGACAGAAAUGAUUUUUCUUCUUCAGAACAGCUAAGCAUUCCAUUAAUAAAUGAGAGAACAUCUUUCACAUUAGGGAGCAGGUGUUCAACUUGGCAAGAAAACUCUGCAAAAGAGGUGCUUAGGAAUGAAAGCAACAUUUUUAUUUCACAGAAUACAAACAGAAGCAAAGAUGAUGGGCGGCGGCCAGGUUUACAGAGUCAUAGUUUAUCAGCACCAACUAUUGUUGUAAUGUGUAAUUCUGAAUGUGGUUCAGAAUCUUCUAAACUAGACUUUGUUGGUCAUAAUGCCUCUAAGUCAUUAGAAGAAUUAAAUAUGAGUGUUGAGCCCCCAUCUCCAACUGAAAAUGACUUGCACAGAAUUGAAAGCUUAUCAAAAGCAAAGGCAGACAGUGUUGUGCCUCUUAAAUAUAGAUCCAGAUUUCAAAAGAAAGCCAGUCAAGCCCAGACAUCUAAUCAGUGUGAUAAAAUAAAGUGUAGUGAAGUAUCUCAAGAUGAUUGUCCUUCAGAUACCUCCCCUGUUCAUUAUCCAGUAGCUGUUGCCCAAAUUAUUGGCAAUUGUCUGGAUACAGAAACAGAAAGGUGCAUAAAUAAUGUUACUUCAAUGCAUGGAUACAACAUGGGAAGAAAUGAAGAAGUAAGCUAUCAGAUGGAAGUAACCAAUCAGCUUAUUCAAGACAAUAAAGAUGCAAUGCACUUUAUUUCAAGUGAUAUCAACCCUUAUGUUCACCCAUGGCAACAAGAUGAAUGCUGCAAAAUUGGUUGGAAACAGUAUGUUUUUGGAAGUGCAAGCAACGUCUGUAGUAACCCACCUCCAAUGAGUUUAGAUAAUCAAACAGUCAUGAGAUGUUCCAGUGUGGAUAAUGACUUGAAUUCUCAAAACUCCCCUUUCCAUUCUCACCUCAGUUCUUAUGCCAAUGCAAGAAUGUUGUCCAGUACCAUAAGCAGCACAGAUGAUCUCCAAGGAUGGGAUGUCGCAAGGGAAGGUUUUGAAUCUAUACAUUCAGAUGAAAGCAGCAAGCAUUAUAGUAAUGUAUCUCAUGAUGAACUUGAAUCUAAACCAGUAAACGUCAAUUCCAGUUGUGAAAAUAUCCUUCCAGAUAUGGGGUGCUCUCAACAGUCUGAAAACACAUCCAUGCAAGUUGAUGAAUUUGUUUUACUUUAUCCUUCUGGGUCAGAUACAUCGUCCAAUAAACAACAGAGGGCACUCACUUGUGAACAGGAAACACAAACAGAUGCUCCAGCAAAACAUAAAAGACAGAAGAGGCACCGCAGAAGCUACACAGAUAUAUCUGCAAGAAAGUCAGAGGUGAGCAAGAGUUCAUUUCAACAGCCUUCUUCUUGGUCAAGUGUGCAAAAUCUUUCCCUGCACCUUUCACAAUUGCUUCACAACACUUCUGAGUUACUAGGAAAUCUGUCCUUACAGACUGUUAAAGAUAAUGAACAAACUUGUCUCAAAGCUGCUGAAGAAAGCAUUAAAGCCACCAUGUCCAAUAGCUCUACCCAAACAACAGAAGACAUCGGCAUUCAGACAGAGAUUUUAGGACACCCUCAGAGUAAGAUCAAGGAAAGCCAAAUCAGUACCAGUGUGGAAGGUGAAAUGAUGAAGCCUCAGAAGGUAAAUGUCAUUGUGAAGCUAGUACACCCAAAUACUGGAACUCUGACUAAAGAGACAAUGGCAGAAAGCAAAGGACAGAUCCUGCACAGUGUGCCUGACAUAAGAAGCCAUGAUGCUGAUAUUCAAGGAGAUUCCUAUGGGUCUCAUCCUACCUUAAACAAAAACUCGAGCUCAUCAUCUGAAGUGCCAAAAAUACAAUUAAAUACUCCACCAGAACUUGGUUUUAGCAAACCCAAAAUUUCUUCUGUUGUUUCAUCUUCAAUUGGUUCUAGGCCUGGGCCUAAAACCACUAUAAACAGUCCUGCCUCUACCUUCUGCCUGUCUUCAGCAUACUACCCUCAAGAUAAGCAACCUGUUCCUAAAAUUAGCAUUGCAGAAACCAGGAAGCUAUCCUCUAAAAAUAGGUUGUUAGUUGACCGAGCCUCUUCCCCAAUUUUGACACUUUGUGCCAGUAAAGUCAGCCAGCAGUCUAGAUUAGACAAAUCUCUUUGUUCUUUGAAAGGAUCUGCUGGACAUCUGAAAAAUAAUAGUAAUUCAGAAAACAAUUUUAGAAAAAGGGGAUCAGGUCCAUGGUUUGACUUGAAUUCUUGGGAGCAACGGGUAGAUACUUCUUCACAAGUGGAGGUAGACAGUGAAUCUAUGACAUCUAGAGAGAGUAAAGAAGCAUGCAAGGUGGCUACAAAUAGGAUGGAUGAGAAUAUGACCAAAGAGCUUUCAGGAAUAGCUGCUUUGAAUCAAAAACAAAAAUGUACUAUUGACACUCAUACUGCAAUUCACACCAAAAGACUCUAUCAUUCAAGCAGCACUUUAGAACUUUCUAGCCAUGGGGAAUAUUUACUUGAGGAUCACAGUGAUGGCAUUCCCAUUGAAUGUUCCUUUCAUCAGAUGCGAGACACGAGAAGAGCAAGAAACUUUUCUGGAGGAAUGAAAUAUGAUAGCAGUAUAAGAAAUUGUGAUUAUUUACCAGCUAAAAGGUCGUGUCAGAAAUCUUUAAAUGAGUCCAGUACACCAUCGUUAGAAUCUAAUGAGACUCCAGAAUGUGCACUUGAUUCGUUUUCUCUUCAGUGUCACCCUACUUGGAGAACUCAAAAUUCUUGUCCUUUUCCAGUGUCUGAAAUCAGUAAUAUGCAUGAUAAUGCUGAUGCUGACACUGAUACACAGUCCGAAACUGAAAGUGAGUGUAAUACUGAAAUUCUACUGAAGGAAAAUACCUCCUUCAUGAAGAAGUCACACAGACUUCGAAGUUACAGCCUUCGUGACCUGCCCCUGCACAAUAAAUUCAGCAACUGGUGUGGUGUGAAAGGAGAUCCUCACUCUUCUUUAGGUGGUGUGACUCGAAGUGCUAGUGAUAUCCGUAGCCACUCAGAAAGGAAGGCCAGUAGUGGCACAAGAGCUACUGAAACAGAGGAGAGAGACCUGCUUAGUGAAAGGAGAGCCAGAGAGAUUGAGAGGCUGCGAAGAGAGCGUGCCCAGGUUAUGUCUGGCAUACAUUUAGAUAUGAAUCAACAUCCUUUGACUGUGGAACUCACUGAAGCAAAGCUAACUUAUGGAAUUGGGGAAACGGAUGCACAGUUGAGGAUUCUUCAGAGUGGAACUACCGAGGAUUUGACAUCUGUGCCCAUAAAACAGCAACUCUAUGAAAGACAUAGGAAGUCAAUUGAAAUACUGAGAAAACAGAGAGAGGAAAGGCUUCAGUGUUUCAGAAGAAGUCGAAGUCUCAGUCCACAAAAGCAUCUUUUGCAAACACUGGACACAAAUCAAAGAGAUGUUGAUUUCCCUAGCCGACGUCGUGAAUAUCUACAGCAAUUGAGACGAGAUGUGGUGGAGAAUACAAGAGUGCAAGAACCCAAAAUGAGAAUCCAGCAUCCUUCAGAGAUUGAGAUACUACUUAGAGAUUAUCAGAAGGCACGCCAGGAAACCAAAACUGAAAUUGCACGAGCCAGGGACAAGCUUCGAGAACGAGCUGAGCAAGAAAAGAGGCGCAUUCGAGAGCAAAUACUGUCUCAGCUGCAGAAGGAGGAAGCUAAGCUGAAGACCCUUGUAAGCACAAGCACUUUAUGUACAGAUUCCACCCUCAGUCUGUCUUCAGGACCAACAUCUGGAUACAACAGUAGUGGCACAGCCACUUAUGCUCCUAAUAUACUUGGAAAACAGGAAGACCAGACUUCCUCUGAACACGCAGAACACCCAAGGGAUGGUGGAAGAGGUCGCUCAGUUAUCAGAAAUCAUCAACUUUAUAUUCUUGAGCAAUUGCCAAAGGGUUCUUCAAGUGAAUUUUUUCCUAUGAGCUCUUCUUCUGUGGAGAGGAGCAGUAUGCUCUCACCACUUGCUUCCAGCCAUGAGUAUUCUCAUAGCCUAAACGUUUCAUCUAGCACCUUUCCAGCCUCUCCUGUAAAAGGAUAUGAAGAUCUGUCCAAACAUGUCUUGGCUAAUGCUACUGCUGAGGUGAUGGCAAUGUGUUCGAAUGACCUGAAGAACCUUUACAGUGGCUGGGCAACAGCUGGGUGGAAAUACCAGUGUGUGGAGAAAGAUGUUUUAGUUUAUUAUAAAGCCUUCUCAUCAUCUGCAACCAAGCAUGGAUUCCUGGGGGCAGGAGUGAUUGAUAGACCUCUUCCCACCAUCUUGUGUUUGCUCAAGGAUCCUAGUAAAAGACACCUGUAUGACAAAACCAUUACCACAGCACAAGUGCACAAGAAAAUAACCAGUGACAUUGAGUUGGUAUAUGUUGUGAGUGAUGCUUCCGUGUGUUACCAAAAGCAACCAAGAGACUUCUGCUGCAUCUCUGUAGAAGCCAGAAAGGAGAAUGUGUGCAUCCUAGCUAUUCAAUCUGUUUAUGAAGAGUCAAUGCCUCGUCCUUGCAAAGAAAUGGUACGAGGGGAGAUCUUGCCCAGUGCCUGGAUACUAGAACCUGACACCGUGAAUGGAAGAGACAUUACUAAAGUCGUUUACAUGAUACAGGUAGACCUUGGUGCUCCAGCCAUUCCUGCAAACCUUCUCAGCUCUUUUGUCAAGCGACAACCUUUGGUGAUUGCUCGCCUUGCUCACCUUCUGGCUAGUUAGGUACGUGUAGGGAAUGACUCACAAACAUGUCUUUCGGCACCAACAUGUAACUACCAGUAGUGCCAGAAUUGGUUUUCUAAACAGCUUGAGCACAGGCUGGACGGGGGAGAGAAGUCGCCCUAAAAAGGUUCCCUGGACAGCUAUACAUCACCUGUUUUGGACGUGGUAAUCAGAGAACAAAUGCUGAUUAAGGAUAUGCCCAUUGGCAGAAUUGCCGUGUAUCAUCCUUCAGAGAAAGGCAAUUUCUACAGAAACGGUGGCCAAGCACUGAAAGGCAAAAGCCUGCUUACAAACUCUUGCAACUUCCUUUAGACCAACCACAGAAAAACUGUUGGUGCCACAAAAUUAAAAACACCUUGAAUGUCAUGAUACAUUUUUUCAGGAGUACUUCAUUGCUGAAGCAAAACUACUGCAGUUCUCAUUGCAGAGUGUACACUUAUUAUUACAAUGAAUUCUUCAUUCGGAAGCACUGUUUCAGUGAAGUUGGCUCUUGCUGCUAGCUGGACAACUUUCGAACUUGUCAAAGUAAAGUUAAGGGUGUGCUAGCGGUCUAAGCCUUUAGCAGGAGCUGUUGGAGUGAUCACGCUUGUGAAUACCUGAAGUGGUCCCUGCAUGCCCUCAGCCAAAAAACAAGAACUGAGAUAUUCUACAAAAUCACUGCAUCACAAGCCUAACUAAACUGGCAGCUCUAAAGCCAGAGCGGGCACACUCGUUUACUGCAUAACAUCCAUUACUCUGUGAAUUCUG
Pogona vitticeps (central bearded dragon) is the source of this 14605-nucleotide messenger RNA. The record is from RefSeq and is a predicted model, not a curated record. Lineage: Eukaryota; Metazoa; Chordata; Lepidosauria; Squamata; Agamidae.